Molecule: messenger RNA, 1407 nt
Organism: Cyclospora cayetanensis
Lineage: Eukaryota; Apicomplexa; Conoidasida; Eucoccidiorida; Eimeriidae
Exons: 13
Coding region: 1-1407 (468 amino acids)
Source: RefSeq, a predicted model, not a curated record
AUGGGGCCUCUCGCCUCGAGCAAUGGGCAGGCCUCAGCACCCCUGUGCGAAGGGGGAGCGGCAACCCCACGCCGUUACACCCCAGAGACUGCAGCAAGAGCGGCUCCUUCAGGAGCACGAGCAGUCUCUGCUGCUCUCUCAGCAACAGUUGCUUCCCCAGCCUCAAAACGAGGCCCCCCCAGACCAGGCGGCCUCCUCAGGGCAGUGGGGAGGGGGAACGCUCCAGUAUCUCAUCUCGCCCCCUCCGAACCUCGCGGAAGAAGAACAGCCCUACUACCACCACAACUGCCAGCACCAGCACCUGCAGGGGCCCUCAGUCACCCCCCUGAGUAUUACCGAGACAAGACCCUUAAGCUGGCUCAUGAGGCAUCCGCCUUUUCGCUUCUAGCGGAGGGCUGGCCGCUUAGCAAGUUCGAAGCUAGCGAUGUCGUGGUAUUCAACAAGAGUCUUUAUUUUGUAUGCGAUUCGACGUUUUCCCUGAUGAAGACUGGAUUUGGUCUAGAGCCUUUGUCUCCAGAAAACGAGCUCAUCGGACUGCCGGAGAGGAACGGAAGCCUUGAGUCCGACUGGGAGGCGCUGUGGGUGGACGAUGUGACUGGAGUUUUCUACGUCGUGAGAGAGGCGAUCACCCACAAUUUCGAUGAAGAAGACAGGGAGGAGGCGCUAGAGACUGAGCAGCCGGAGCAGCCCAAGGCCCAAAGCCAAAAACGAAAAGGCCGCAAGAAACCUUUCCACGCGCACAUCGAGGAACUCACACUCCAUGGAAACACGUAUACGCUAGAAGCCACCUGCACGACGGAGUUCUCCUUUUCCGCUGGCAACAAGGGCCUCGAGGGCCUUGUAGGCUUUCGCGGUCCAAAGGGAGAAAUAUAUCUCCUCGGUUUGUGCGAAGGGAAUUUUUGCAAGGGAGGCGAGAAGGGGCGAACUCCAGGCAAUGGACGUAUGGUUCUCAUGCAAAAAGAGACGGAUGGCCAGAAGUGCACCUGGAAGACACUGAAGGUCCUCGAGCUGCCCUCCGAAAUAUCCUUCCCGGAUUACUCGGCUGUAACAACGCGCGGCAAUCGAAUCGCCAUCGCCUCUCAAGAGGGCUCUACCCUUUGGAUCGGCAAGAUCAAUCAGGAGGAGGUCACGGAUGACAAGGGACAGCGUUCUGUUGUACUGUCAAGCCCUGAAGAGUUGGAAGUCUUGCCGGGUGGCCGCGUGUUGCACUUCCCCAGGGAUGAAAGUUGCGAAAUUAUGUACUGCAACAUCGAAGGAAUCGCUUUUAUCAACGACAGGUUGAUUGCAGCAGGUGGGCAGUUCGAGCGCCCGACCUCCAAUGUUGCGGUGACUUGUGGAAUCCAUUCGACAGCUUUUCCAAGCAGAGGGAGACGACUGACGGGCGAGCCGUCAGAGUCUGCUGCUUAG